Nicotiana attenuata is the source of this 1962-nucleotide messenger RNA. RefSeq names its product glutamate decarboxylase. Gene Ontology annotation, biological process: L-glutamate catabolic process. The transcript is spliced from 5 exons. Gene Ontology annotation, cellular component: cytosol. The record is from RefSeq and is a predicted model, not a curated record. NCBI's taxonomy places the organism in Eukaryota, Viridiplantae, Streptophyta, Magnoliopsida, Solanales, Solanaceae. Bases 142 to 1650 code for a protein of 502 amino acids. Gene Ontology annotation, molecular function: pyridoxal phosphate binding; glutamate decarboxylase activity.
CGCACUACGUGUCACUCCCAUAUUUAACCAUCCCCUAAUCACACACUUAUUUAUUCCCCAUUUUCUCCGAUCAAUCAGCACUCUAUACUUUUCCCCAAUUCUCUUACAGAGCAGAUUGCAGAAAACAGAUUGGAAAAAAAAAUGGUGGUAACUACGACGUCGAUUAGUGACUCAAACGAGAACUUGCACUGUACAUUUGCGUCAAGAUAUGUACAAGAAUCUUUGCCUAAGUUCAAGAUCCCCGUCAAGUCCAUGCCCAAGGACGCCGCUUUUCAGAUUGUUAACGAUGAGCUUAUGUUGGAUGGUAACCCAAGGUUGAAUCUAGCCUCCUUUGUUAGCACGUGGAUGGAGCCCGAGUGCGACAAGCUUAUUAUGUCUUCCAUUAAUAAGAACUAUGUUGACAUGGAUGAGUACCCUGUUACCACUGAACUUCAGAAUCGGUGUGUUAACAUGUUAGCACAUCUUUUUCAUGCUCCAGUUGGUGACGAUGAAACCGCAAUAGGAGUUGGUACAGUGGGUUCAUCAGAGGCAAUCAUGCUUGCUGGCCUUGCUUUCAAACGCAAAUGGCAGGCGAGAAGAAAAGCAGAAGGCAAACCUUUCGAUAAGCCUAAUAUAGUGACUGGAGCUAAUGUGCAGGUCUGCUGGGAAAAAUUUGCAAGGUACUUUGAGGUUGAAUUGAAGGAGGUGAAAUUAAAAGAAGGAUGCUAUGUAAUGGACCCUGCUAAAGCAGUAGAGUUGGUAGAUGAGAAUACAAUAUGUGUUGCUGCAAUUCUUGGUUCCACCCUUACUGGGGAAUUUGAGGAUGUGAAGCUCCUUAACGAACUCCUUGCAAAAAAGAACAAGGAAACUGGAUGGGAUACACCGAUCCAUGUCGAUGCCGCCAGUGGAGGAUUUAUUGCUCCUUUCCUGUGGCCAGAUCUUGAAUGGGAUUUUCGCUUGCCUUUGGUGAAAAGUAUAAACGUCAGUGGUCACAAGUAUGGCCUCGUAUAUGCUGGUGUUGGUUGGGUAAUAUGGCGGAGCAAGGAAGAUUUGCCCGAGGAGCUCGUGUUUCAUAUAAAUUACCUCGGAUCUGAUCAGCCAACCUUUACUCUCAACUUUUCUAAAGGUUCCUAUCAAAUAAUUGCCCAGUAUUAUCAGUUAAUAAGACUUGGCUUUCAGGGUUAUAAGAGCAUCAUGGAGAAUUGCAUGGCAAAUGCAAAAGUACUAACGGAGGGAAUCACAAAAAUGGGCCGGUUUCAUAUCGUCUCUAAGGAUGUCGGAGUGCCUGUAGUAGCAUUUUCUCUGAAGGACAGCAGCAAAUAUACUGUGUUUGAAGUGUCUGAGCAUCUUAGAAGAUUCGGAUGGAUCGUCCCAGCAUACACCAUGCCACCGGAUGCUGAACACAUUGCUGUUCUGCGUGUUGUCGUUAGAGAGGACUUCAGCCACAGCUUAGCAGAGAGACUUGUAUCCGACAUUAAGAAUGUUCUGAAAGAGUUGGAUACACAUCCACCUCGCUUACCCACAAAGGCUGCCCGUGUCACUGCGGAGGAAGUGCAUAGUGAUAAGGGUGAUGGGCUUCAUCAGUUUCACACAGAUAUUGUAGAGACUCAGAAAGACAUACUCAAGCAUUGGAGGAAAAUAGCAGGGAAGAAGACAAGCGGAGUCUGUUAGUCCAGUUAACGGAGAUCUGCUUUUGUACCUCUAGUCACACUUGGUUUUUUCGGCACCUCUUCGAUUAUGUCAUCCUGUAGUAUGUCUCUCGUGGUAGCUUCCAUGCACCUAUGUAGUUUUUGGUACUGUCAGUGGUUUCGUGAUCUUUCUGUAUGUGUCCGUAAUUAGUAUAUUUCAGGUUGUUGUACUGGGAAUGGAACUAUGGAAGUUCCCUAUUGUAGGAUCCAUAGUAAAGCCAAUUUAAUGAUGGUCCUUUAUUUGAGUAAGAAGACAUGACUCCUAUUAUUGGUGAGUGAUCUUCUUUGCAUGUUA